Messenger RNA from Aureobasidium subglaciale EXF-2481, 1138 nucleotides. RefSeq lists its product as uncharacterized. The record is from RefSeq and is a predicted model, not a curated record. NCBI's taxonomy places the organism in Eukaryota, Fungi, Ascomycota, Dothideomycetes, Dothideales, Saccotheciaceae. The transcript has a single exon. Bases 257 to 1039 code for a protein of 260 amino acids.
ACUCAGCUGCCACGGUCUCGUCCCGUGCUUCUGAUAUAUUAUAAGCCAAGAUACAUAUCACGCCGGAAUUGGCCAAGAACCUCAGAGUCACUCCACCUGACCAUCACUUACGGGAUACUAACUCUGAAUAUUUCUUACCCGACGAAAUCCCAGUCGCCUUGCGUGAGGGGGAUAUAGAUGCACAAUCACGUCGCGGACUACCUUCAUGCACUCCACGCAAUCAUUUCUGCACUGACUUACGAUACUCCGACACGCAAUGAACCAACCUGGUAUCCAUACAGAGAGUGAUGAUGUUACACCUGUGCCAUCUCUCGUUGAGGAUAGUGAGAGCUCAAGUAUACAACAUGUGAAGGUCAAACGCGUCUCAUCAAAACCAGAUGGAAGUGACGACAAUGCGAACCAGCCGAUUGGUGAGGACUGCUAUGGUGGCCCUUCUCCGUUAGACGGUGGGAGUCGCGCUCUUCGACAAUCAAAUAAUCGCAGCAGCAGUAUCAAUGAGGAUCGCGGUACUGUCGAUACAUAUGAGAUACUGAAAAACGAGGAGAUGCCAGUCGAACACUUCAUGGCUACUGCCGACAAGAUUCGGGACUGUCCAAGGCCUAGCUCCUCUAGGCGCAAGUCUCCGUUUCGCUUUCCAGCCUGGCUCGUACAUCAAACCGGAAAAGACGAACGCGAAGAAAUGAUACAGGAGCCCACAGCAAGAGAUUCUGGGAAGCAUCCACCAUCAUCCAGGGUCACAGCUCACGAGACGAUCGAAGAUGAGCAUCCAAGACCUAUUGAGCCUGUGGCUACAGGAUCGGACAUGCGCUUCAAUGCAGUUGAGAGAUUGGACCACUGGGCUAUCUUACACGGGGUUCGCCCUUCCGUGAACACCAUCUUUCGAAGACUGUCGGGAAAUUCGCAACACAAGGAGCAAGCCGGAGCUUGCGAGACAGAAAGGUCUGGGAUCCACAGAGACGAAUCAAUGUCCCCGAAACGCUGUCAGAGCGUGCGGAGCAUGUUAGCAAGGAGGGACUCGGUGGGAGAAGAGCGAAAUUAGAUUGGACUCCGCCUACCCCAGCGUGGUAGCAGCUCUUUUACUCGAAGUUGAUGCUUGUCCUACACUUGUCCUACCGUGGCAUCACCGCUUGCUUUCCAU